AUGUCCACCAAUCCGAUAAUCAAGAUUGGCAUAAUCGGCUGUGGGCAGGUCACCCAGGUCGCCCACAUCAGCAAUUUGGGAUUUCUAUCGGAUUAUUUCACCAUUACUUAUCUUUGCGACGUGUCUCCAGCCUCGCUCGCACACAGUGCUCAAAAAGUCAUCAAUCACAUUCCUCAGACCACACAGAGACCGAGUGAACUCUGUGCUUCACCGGACGUGGAUCUAGUCUUCAUCGCAAGCUCAGACGAGUACCACGCGAUUCACGUCAUCGAGGCACUGAAACAUGACAAGAACGUCUUCGUCGAGAAGCCUAUGGCGCUAUGCGAGCGAGAUGCAGAUGCUAUCAUUACCGCCGAGCAGAAGUCGAAAGGUAGAGUUAUGGUCGGCUACAUGCGAAGGUAUGCCGCAGCGUUUGCGGAAUUACUACAGGAGGUCGGAGGGAUGGACAAGGUUCUCUAUGCUCGGGUGAGAGACAUCAUAGGACCAAAUAUCCAUUUCGUGUCACAGUCUGGCACAUUCCCCAAGGUAUUCACCGACUUCAGCCCUGAAGCGGUCGACGACCAGAAAGCAAGACAUGAUGAUAUCAUCAACCAAGCACUUACAGUAGACUGUGGUGUCCCCGUAACACCAGAGGCCACGAAGAUGUGGCGGCUGCUCGGAGGCUUGGGAUCUCACGACUUAUCAGCCAUGAGGGAGGUGCUUGGCAUGCCCCAGGGCAUCGUUGGUGCUUCGUUGGGCCACCCAUUCUGGAAUGUUAUGUUUCAAUAUCCUGGGUUCUCUGUUACUUAUGAGUCUGGCAUUGACGAUAUACCCCGGUUUGACGCUCACAUCGAGGUAUAUAGCAUGAAAAAAUCUGUUAGGGUUGUCUAUGAUACGCCCUACAUCAAAGGGCUACCUGUCACCCUCUUAGUCCGUGAAAAUGAGGAUGGUACUUACAAAGAGUCAGUCGUGCGGAAAACGUACGAAGACCCAUAUACCUUGGAAAUGAAGGAACUCUACGACAUGGUGGCUAACGGGAAAUCGGUGAAAACGACAGCCAAGGAUGCAAAGGAGGACCUGAAGAUAUUUCAGAUGAUUAUGAAAGCAGGAUUCCAUUGA
Messenger RNA from Exophiala aquamarina CBS 119918, 1098 nucleotides. RefSeq lists its product as uncharacterized. Lineage: Eukaryota; Fungi; Ascomycota; Eurotiomycetes; Chaetothyriales; Herpotrichiellaceae. The record is from RefSeq and is a predicted model, not a curated record. Gene Ontology annotation, biological process: NADPH regeneration. Gene Ontology annotation, molecular function: nucleotide binding; oxidoreductase activity. Bases 1 to 1098 code for a protein of 365 amino acids. The transcript has 3 exons. Gene Ontology annotation, cellular component: cytoplasm.